AUGUCGGUAGAGGUGGGGUCCAACCCUUUCCGACCCGAUGGUGAACUAAGCAGGGAAGCCGAAGACAUUAUUAAAAACUCAACUAUAUUGCGUGAUAAGGUUAUCAUAAAUGAUCCCUCGAUGAGGCGUCCAGAAAACGGCAUUCCUCAUUCUCUUGAGAGUCCCCUAAAAGUCGAGUCGACCUCACAAGGUAAUGAAUCUGCACCACUGUGCGAGGGUAGUCCUAUUUGGACGGGCGAGGUGGUAUCCGGUCAGAUUUCCUUCCCAGUGACGGAGGAAACUGUGGCGGCUGCAGACGGAAUGCAGCCAAUGCUUCAAGUCGAACAUUGUGUCCGUGACGUGCAAACGAUCAUGUACGUGGUUUUAUUUGUGCGAAGUCAGUGCACUUAG
Molecule: messenger RNA, 390 nt
Organism: Echinococcus granulosus
Lineage: Eukaryota; Metazoa; Platyhelminthes; Cestoda; Cyclophyllidea; Taeniidae
Exons: 3
Coding region: 1-390 (129 amino acids)
Source: RefSeq, a predicted model, not a curated record